This is a messenger RNA of Cuscuta europaea, 1045 nucleotides long. Lineage: Eukaryota; Viridiplantae; Streptophyta; Magnoliopsida; Solanales; Convolvulaceae. The record is from the annotation of a GenBank genome assembly.
UUGCCGCCUACUCUCAAAUCAAUUUAUUUCGAAUAUGUUGACUUUGGUCCUACAAAUCUUUCAAACUAUGCUGUUGAUGUUCCAAUGCUGGAGAACCUCUCAUUUAGUUACUGUGAGAAUAUAUCACAGUUCAGCAUUACUGCUAGAAAGCUUUGCAGUUUAACAAUCAAAGGUUGUUUUAGUAGUGAACUCCACAAAUCUAUCAGGCUCAACUUGGACUUGAAAUCUAUCUCUACUCUUGACUUGGACAACUGGUCUCUCCAGUAUAUUAUGGGCGAAACAGCUACAACGGGACUUCCACCACAACUACAUGCACUGAAUGUGGAAUUCUUGAAGCUAUCAGAGUUUUCUUUUCAAAAUGAUGUUGGGACUGCUGCAUUUGUGCGCUUACUAUGCAUAUGCCCGAAGUUGUGCAAACUUGAAAUAUGUUUUUUGGUAAUAAAUUAGUUUAUAAUAAUUGUUUCCAUGUUCUUUCAUGCUACCCCUGAAAAAGAAUAAAAGAAUUAAUAAGGUCCAAUGUGACUGAGAAAGUACACCUUUUUCUGUAAUGCUGAACCAUUGAUGUUUUGUUCUUGUUUUUUUAUUUAGUGGGAAGAGGACAUCAAGGGUAUAGAUGCUACAUCUGAGCAAUUGAAUCAACUUCGGGCUGUAGUUCGAACAUAUGAAAGGCUUCUCAAUUUGACGUUUAGCUCAUUCAGAGGAUUUCAAUCUCAAAUGCUUUUCAUGAAGGACAUGCUAGAAUGUCUUCCUGCACUUGAAAAUGUUGUCAUAAUUGGUGACCAUAUGUAUGACAACUUCAAGGAGAAUGAGAUAAUCGAAGAAGUUUUGUCUUUUCCGCUUGCGUCUGCGAAAUCCAAAAUUGUUUAUUACUAAACGCUCUGAAUGUUGAAGCGAUUUUCCAAAUGGACGGUAGUUUUUUUGUAGUAUAACACCGAAGUGUUUUUGCCCAAAAAAGUUGUAUGAAUGGCAAUGUUUUUUUUAUGAAAAGCUAUAUAAGGUAAUCAAGUAUGCAUGAAGUAUUACAGUACAAACUUUUUGCACAUGC